AUGACGAUUCACCACAUAGCUCACAGCACAGUCCUGUACAAGUUCAAGCCUGAGACAACCCCAGAACAAAAGCAGAGCGUGAGGGACUCUGUUAGCGCCCUUCCAUCACAGAUACCCGCAAUCCAGAGCCUCAUCACUGGUGAAACAGUGUUCAAUCCCCUUGGACACGGCUAUGACGAAGGGGUUAUCUUUGUAUUUGAGAGCGUAGCCAAGCUGGAUGAAUAUCGCCCGCACAAGGCGCAUCUUGAUUAUCAGGCAUUCGCAGGGCCUUUUAUGGAAGAAAGUUCAUCAGAGAUUCCAUCCUCAGAAACACUUGCCAUUAUAAGGGGUCAAACAGCGCCUAAUGCGUUCAUAUAUGGAAGAACGGCUAUCCUCCUUCUAUGUGGUCCGGCGGAUAUGGUUCAUGUGGAGGCUGCUGAAGAUAAGCUCAUAUUCGAUAUCGAAUCGAAUCCCACCGCUGGUUCAGUAGACCCUCCUCCCAACCAGCUUCAAGUCGAGAUUCUAACACACACCGCAGUCCUAUUAAAGUUCAAGCCUGAAGCAACCCCAGAGCAAAGACGGAGUGUGAGGGACUCCGCCAACACCCUUCCAUCGCAGAUACCCGCCAUCCAGAGCAUCAUUACUGGCGAAACAGUGUUCAACCCCCUUGGACAUGGGGUUAUUUUCCUAUUUGAGAGCGUAGCCAAGUUGAACGAGUAUCGUCCGCACAAGGCGCAUCUUGAUUUUCAGGCGUUCGUGGGGCCUUAUGUCGAAGAUAAACUCAUCUUUGAUAUCGAGACAGCCUAG
Messenger RNA from Suillus clintonianus, 786 nucleotides. Its product is annotated as stress responsive A/B barrel domain-containing protein. The transcript is spliced from 10 exons. NCBI's taxonomy places the organism in Eukaryota, Fungi, Basidiomycota, Agaricomycetes, Boletales, Suillaceae. The record is from RefSeq and is a predicted model, not a curated record. Bases 1 to 786 code for a protein of 261 amino acids.